AUUCUGUGCACAAGGCAGACGCCAACCGAACAGUUAUAAGGCCGUUCAUACUUCCUUCUCGUCACAGUCGACCGCUAGCUUCACUGCAGGAUCACGUUUGAACGCAGGCUAAAAGUCCAUCACUUUUCUUUCCUGUCUUCGCUGUGGUCUAUUAAAGAAGAUGGGUACUCGCACUCCUAUAUUGCUUCGUCCUCACUGGACUAUCAACAACCAGUUGACUCUGCCAUUAGUGGCGGUUGAUAACAACGGUAGAACAGCGAUUCGUGGACUCAUGCAGUUGAUCAUUCCGAUUACCAUAUUCAUUGAUACAAUUUUCAGUGAUAAAGCUGGUUACACUGCAAGGUCAUUCGGCAAUGAAAAGUAUCAAGUCUACAAGUCGGUGGAAGGCAUAUUACAAUCAACAGGAAUAGAUGGAAAAGCCUGUUUACUUCGCACGAUAUGCGAAAUGCAAACAAACCCAAUUGGGGAGUUUACCGUUGUGGGGGAGAUCAUAACUAUUCUAUUAAGUCCAAAACGAGGAAUCAAUGAUUUUUUACACGAAUACAUCGAUGCUGAACAGAUAGGCCAAUCGUCUAACAUGACUUGUGCUAGAGAGUUCUCAGACUGUCCCAUUUCACUUUACAACCUGUUCCGCUCAUCACGUGGAGAUUCAAACGAAAUGGAGCUCGAUGAAGAUGAAGAAAAUGAAUCUUCGGAUACAGUAGACGGUGAAGAGGCUAGUGAACUACAUUUGGAAAACAACAGCAACCGUCUGGUUGACCAUUCUGAAGAAGUAACGAAUCAUUUUCUAGUGGAGAAGGAUGUGCAUCACAGUAUCCGAAAUGGAAUUGAACACUAACCGUUUAAAUUGAACAAUGUUAAUAUUGACGUCCACUUCGGCAUCGCCUGUGUGUUUACAUCUAUCGAGAAAGAAUUAUCACGGGUAAAGGGUUCAUUUGUAUAAUUGUUAAAACACGAAAAAGAAAAAAUCAAAAGUAUCGACUGACAUCAAAUCGCUUUUCUAUGAUGGAAUGGUGAAAUUCCGGAUCGCUUAUACGUAAAAUGAUUUGCGAGCAAGCAACAUAAAAAACAUUUAGGGAUGAAGGUUAACGUUCAAACGAAGUUAACCUACAUUCCUAGUAGUUUCCGAUUGUUGCUGCAAGAGAUGACGUUUUAGUUUAUGAAAAGCGACUAUCAUUAUUUAUUAUUGACCUAUUGUAAAAGUUGCAGGCAUGUUACAAAUAAAGAAAAAUGUAUAAUGGA
This is a messenger RNA of Daphnia magna, 1242 nucleotides long. RefSeq lists its product as uncharacterized. NCBI's taxonomy places the organism in Eukaryota, Metazoa, Arthropoda, Branchiopoda, Diplostraca, Daphniidae. The transcript has 4 exons. The coding region runs from base 161 to 838 and encodes 225 amino acids. The record is from RefSeq and is a predicted model, not a curated record.